AGACGGCCCACGGGGCCCGCGGGCUGGGGUGGUCGCUUCUUCCUUCUCCGUGGCCUACGAGGGUCUGGAUCCUUCUCUGCCGGCUCGUGGGCCGUGCCUUUGCCCUUCUGCGAGGCCCUGAAUCUGAUCCCUUCCCUUCAUAUCCGGAUCCGGGCUCCUCCGUCCAAGCCCGGGGUUCCGGACACCUCCCCCAAGACAACCCCUCUGGCCUCCUCUCCUUCAGUACUUGGAAUCUGAUCUCUUCUCCCUAAUUCUGCGGAUCCGGCCCCUAAUAUUCUUUAUCAGACCCUCAAACAAGAGGCUGACUUCUGCCCCCUUGUCAAGGAGCGAGGCCACUUUCCUCUCCACCCCAUGCUAGCGAGAAUAACUUAUUUCUCUUCUGGAAUUGCAUCUUAUGCGCCUUUCCCCACCCAUCCCCACAGCUCCUGCAAUACCCAGUUUGGCCUCUUUUGCUUGUAAUAACGCAGAUCCCAGCGCCACGGCACCUUAGAACAGACCUUUUUCUUUCUCGCGUGGGGCCUGACUCCUUCAGUGAAGCCUCUCCACGCCCUCUAUCUGCAGGUCCCCAGCUUGGGUAAAGAUGGCCCCAUGGCCCCCGAAGGGCCUAGUCCCAGCUGUGCUCUGGGGCCUCAGCCUCUUCCUCAACCUCCCAGGCCCUAUCUGGCUCCAGCCCUCUCCACCUGCCCAGUCUUCUCCCCCGCCUCAGCCCCAUCCGUGUCAUACCUGCCGGGGACUGGUUGACAGCUUUAACAAGGGCCUGGAGAGAACCAUCCGGGACAACUUUGGAGGUGGAAACACUGCCUGGGAGGAAGAGAAUUUGUCCAAAUACAAAGACAGUGAGACCCGCCUGGUAGAGGUGCUGGAGGGUGUGUGCAGCAAGUCGGACUUCGAGUGCCACCGCCUGCUGGAGCUGAGUGAGGAGCUGGUGGAGAGCUGGUGGUUUCACAAGCAGCAGGAGGCCCCGGACCUCUUCCAGUGGCUGUGCUCAGAUUCCCUGAAGCUCUGCUGCCCCGCAGGCACCUUCGGGCCCUCCUGCCUUCCCUGUCCUGGGGGAACAGAGAGGCCCUGCGGUGGCUACGGGCAGUGUGAAGGAGAAGGGACACGAGGGGGCAGCGGGCACUGUGACUGCCAAGCCGGCUACGGGGGUGAGGCCUGUGGCCAGUGUGGCCUUGGCUACUUUGAGGCAGAACGCAACGCCAGCCAUCUGGUAUGUUCGGCUUGUUUUGGCCCCUGUGCCCGAUGCUCAGGACCUGAGGAAUCAAACUGUUUGCAAUGCAAGAAGGGCUGGGCCCUGCAUCACCUCAAGUGUGUAGACAUUGAUGAGUGUGGCACAGAGGGAGCCAACUGUGGAGCUGACCAAUUCUGCGUGAACACUGAGGGCUCCUAUGAGUGCCGAGACUGUGCCAAGGCCUGCCUAGGCUGCAUGGGGGCAGGGCCAGGUCGCUGUAAGAAGUGUAGCCCUGGCUAUCAGCAGGUGGGCUCCAAGUGUCUCGAUGUGGAUGAGUGUGAGACAGAGGUGUGUCCGGGAGAGAACAAGCAGUGUGAAAACACCGAGGGCGGUUAUCGCUGCAUCUGUGCUGAGGGCUACAAGCAGAUGGAAGGCAUCUGUGUGAAGGAGCAGAUCCCAGGUUGGCUCUCAGCAGCCUUAUACCUUCCAGGGUACAAAGGGAAUCAGAGUUGGCAUCAAAUCAGUCUGCCACCUUAACCUGUUUCCUCAUCUAUCCAACGGGACCAGUGUUUGCCCUGGCCUGCUGAGAGCUGUCCUAGGCCGGGGGUGUGGUGAGAUGCAGGGUAAUCACAAUGAUGGUGGCAGGGACCAUUUCCCCACCAAUUACUGUGUCAGAUGCUGUUCUAGGUGCAUUCCCCAUCUUAACUUAUUUAACCCCUGAAACAACCCGACGCUGGAAGUUGGGUUCUCAUCCCCAUUCUACAUAUGUAAAA
This is a messenger RNA of Gorilla gorilla gorilla (western lowland gorilla), 1941 nucleotides long. It is a transcript of the gene CRELD1, whose product is annotated as cysteine rich with EGF like domains 1. The coding region runs from base 581 to 1705 and encodes 374 amino acids. The record is from RefSeq and is a predicted model, not a curated record. The transcript has 10 exons. Gene Ontology annotation, molecular function: calcium ion binding. NCBI's taxonomy places the organism in Eukaryota, Metazoa, Chordata, Mammalia, Primates, Hominidae.